CCAAGCACCAGCUAGUCCCCCCACCGCAGCCUGAUGGACACCAAAACCCUCUAACGGUCUCCUCCACAGCCCCCGAAACACUCUUUUCAUGUGUUUGGGAUAGUCAGCGGACUGAAGUUUGCGCUGAAAGUUCCAGUAGAUGUGUAGUACUAUGUAAAAGUAGUUGUUCAGAGAUAGUGCCGAUAAAGAGGAAGGCUGUAGGGAGAGAAAGGAGGGACGCAGCUUUAACAGUUCCAGCGCGCAGCGGCGGUAUAAACAGCACCAUGAGCGUCCCGCUUUACGCACCGACUCCAAUCCAACCGGCUCACCCGACACCAUUCUACAUCGAGGACAUUCUGGGGAGGACUGCCACCUCCACCAUCAUCUCCUCGCCUUGUUCUUCUUCUUCUUCUUCUUCUUCUUCUUCCUCCUCCUGCUCCACUCCGAUCAUUCCCACACCGACUCUCCCGUCGCCCAACUCCUCCUUCACAACUCUCAUCUCGCCGUACAGGACGCAGAUUUAUGAACCCACACCGAUCCACCCGGCACUGUCUCACCACGCCGCUGCGGCGUUGAGCGCGACGUACGCCUCCGCCGGGGCUUUCGCCGGCUCCAUCUACCCGUUCCACCACCACCAGCACCACCGCUCCAUGGGGGAGUACGCACAGGCGCUGCUGAGGCACGACCCUCUAGGGAAACCUCUGCUGUGGGCCCCCUUCAUACAGCGGCCCUUACAUAAAAGAAAGGGCGGCCAGGUCCGGUUCUCUAACGACCAGACGAUCGAGCUGGAGAAGAAGUUCGAGACGCAGAAAUACCUCUCCCCUCCGGAGAGGAAGCGGCUGGCCAAGAUGCUGCAGCUCAGCGAGAGACAGGUUAAAACCUGGUUUCAAAAUCGACGAGCAAAAUGGCGAAGACUCAAACAGGAAAAUCCUCAGGGAGGUAAGAGGGAGGUGGAGGACGAGAGUCCCGCCGGGAGAAGUAAUAAAGGAGACGAGACGACCGAGCCUUCCGGGAUCCAGAACCCGGAGCAGAGACACACAGUCCCGGCCUCCGAUCUGGUGCAGGCGGGCCGCUGCGUGCGCCCCGUGUCCCCGCAUCAGGCGCACGCCGAGCUGGACUCUGACGUGUCCGAUGACACAGACCAGGAGCUGGACAUAGAGGAGGACGACGAUGACGACUACACACUGAACCCAUAGUUGGGACACUGACACUGGAUGCACUCGGAGCGGCUGUGGCUCAGGCGGUAGAGCGAUCGGAGGGUCUGGGGUUCGAUCCCUGGCCCUGCAGUUCCUUGCUGAAUCGUCCUUGGACACUGGACACUGAACCCCGAAUUUCUCCCGAUGGAGCGCCAUGCAUCGGUGUGUAAAUGUUUGUGAAUGUUAAUCUGAUCUCACACACGUCGUACGGCAGACUCGGCCACGGUGUGAUUGAAUGUGUGUGAUGGAUGGGAAUGCGUGCGGAUGGUAAACGGGGCCUGUAAUAUACAUAUAUAAUAUACAGGCCAUAGGCUACAUCUCCUCGGACAUUCGGAGCUGGAUGAUGAAGAUGAUGAAGAUCACUGCACUCCUCUGACACUUGAGCCUGUUCGUUCACCUUCACUGCAGUCUGUUUACGCCAGGUUGCCAUGACAGCUUGAUAGACCAGUUCCUGAUGUAAUAUUAAGGUAAAAAUCUGUCCCCAAAAACUACAACAUUUCACCAUCUCCCAGUGCCUUUCUCUGUCUCUAUCUCUAUUGGACACUUUUCGGUUUGUAUAUAAUGCAUAUAGCACUCUGCUGUAUUUGUGUUGAUUGUGUGUGUGUGUUAUUUGUGUUGAUUGUGUGUGUGUGUGUGUGUGUGUGUGUGUG
Messenger RNA from Perca flavescens (yellow perch), 1825 nucleotides. It is a transcript of the gene hhex, whose product is annotated as hematopoietically expressed homeobox. The coding region runs from base 264 to 1175 and encodes 303 amino acids. NCBI's taxonomy places the organism in Eukaryota, Metazoa, Chordata, Actinopteri, Perciformes, Percidae. Gene Ontology annotation, biological process: cell differentiation; regulation of transcription by RNA polymerase II. The transcript has 4 exons. Gene Ontology annotation, molecular function: DNA-binding transcription factor activity, RNA polymerase II-specific; RNA polymerase II cis-regulatory region sequence-specific DNA binding. The record is from RefSeq and is a predicted model, not a curated record.